Molecule: messenger RNA, 1248 nt
Organism: Oncorhynchus kisutch (coho salmon)
Lineage: Eukaryota; Metazoa; Chordata; Actinopteri; Salmoniformes; Salmonidae
Product: zinc finger CCCH domain-containing protein 13-like
Exons: 3
Source: RefSeq, a predicted model, not a curated record
AUGACAGAGACAGAGAGACAGAAACAGAGAGACAGAGAGACAGAAACAGAGAGACAGAAACAGAGAGACAGAGAGACAGAAACAGAGAGACAGAGAGAAAGAGACAGAAACAGAGAGACAGAAACAGAGAGAGACAGAAGACAGAAAAAGAGAGACAGAGACAGAGAGACAGAAACAGAGAGACAGAAACAGAGAGACAGAAGACAGAAACAGAGAGACAGAAACAGAGAGACAGAAAACAGAGAGACAGAAACAGAGAGACAGAAACAGAGAGACAGAGAGACAGAAAGAGAGACAGAAACAGAGAGACAGAGAGACAAAGACAGAGACAGAAACAGAGAGACAGAAACAGAGAGACAGAGAGAGACAGAGAGACAGAAACAGAGAGACAGAGAGACAGAAACAGAGAGACAGAAACAGAGAGACAGAAACAGAGAGACAAACAGAGAGACAGAAACAGAGAGACAGAAACAGAGAGACAGAAACAGAGAGACAGAGAGACAGAAACAGAGAGACAGAGAGACAGAGACAGAGAGACAGAAACAGAGAGACAGAAACAGAGAGACAGAAACAGAGAGACAGAGAACAGAAACAGAGAGACAGAAACAGAGAGACAGAGAGACAGAAACAGAGAGACAGAGAGACAGAGACAGAGAGACAGAAACAGAGAGACAGAAACAGAGAGACAGAGAGACAGAAACAGAGAGACAGAAACAGAGAGACAGAGAGACAGAAACAGAGAGAGAAACAGAGAGACAGAGAGACAGAAACAGAGAGACAGAAACAGAGAGACAGAAACAGAGAGACAGAAACAGAGAGACAGAGACAGAGAGACAGAAACAGAGAGACAGAAACAGAGAGACAGAAACAGAGAGACAGAGAAACAGAAACAGAGAGACAGAACAGAGAGACAGAGAGACAGAAACAGAGAGACAGAAACAGAGAGACAGAGAGACAGAAACAGAGAGACAGAAACAGAGAGACAGAGAGACAGAACAGAGAGACAGAAACAGAGAGACAGAGAGACAGAAACAGAGACAGAAACAGAUAGACAGAACAGAGAGACAGAGAGACAGAAACAGAGAGACAGAACAGAGAGACAGAGAGACAGAAACAGAGAGACAGAGAGAAAGAGACAGAAACAGAGAGACAGAAACAGAUAGACAGAAACAGAGAGACAGAGAGACAGAAACAGAGAGUCAGAAACAGAGAGACAGAAAGACAGAAACUGAGAGACAGAGACAGAGA